UUGUUCAUGAAACUGCCGGAGAAUUGCAUAACCAAGAUCCUCUCCUUUACGAGUCCCCAAGAUGCCUUCAGGCUGUCUCUAACAAUGGGAUCCACCUUUGGAUCGGCGGCAGAAUCCGACGCUGUCUGGGAAGCUUUUAUGCCGUCUGAUUACACCGACAUAAUCUCCCGAUCAUUGGAAUUCUCGCCUCCUCCUUUAACCUUUUCCAUAAAGGACUUGUUUUUCCACCUUGCUCAUACGCCUCUCAUUAUUGACCACGGAACUAAGAGCUUUUCAUUGGAAAAAAGUAGCGGCCGGAAGUGUUACAUGUUGGGUGCUAGAGACCUGAACAUUGUAUGGAGUAAUGACCCUGAAUACUGGAUAUUUAAAUCUCUACCCGAAUCCAGAUUCCCUGAGGUGGCAGAGCUGUUAUUGGUGUGUUGGCUGGAGAUUAAUGGGAAGCUAAGUACGAAUUUGCUGUCGAGGAACACAUUGUAUGGAGCUUACCUUGUAUUCAAGGUUACAUCUCAAGUGAUUGGUAUAGAUUCUCAUCCGAUGGAGGUAUCAUGUGGGAUAAGUGGGUCAGAUACUGCAUACAAAACUCAUACUGUUUUUCUCGACCAUAGAAGAAGAAGAAAAAAUGGGAGUCGCAACAAAAUGAAGAAUCUACCAAAGGCGAGAGGAGAUGGGUGGUUGGAGAUUAAGAUUGGAGAGUAUUUGAAGCUUGAUGAUGAUGAAGAAGACGAUGGUCAUGAUCUGGAGAUGAGUUUUAAGGGAGUUAAGGAAAGACACUGGAAAGCAGGUCUCAUUAUUGAGGGCAUUGAGAUUCGUCCGGAGCGCAAUAAAUAA
Messenger RNA from Impatiens glandulifera, 828 nucleotides. Its product is annotated as putative F-box protein PP2-B12. The record is from RefSeq and is a predicted model, not a curated record. Lineage: Eukaryota; Viridiplantae; Streptophyta; Magnoliopsida; Ericales; Balsaminaceae. The transcript has 3 exons. Bases 7 to 828 code for a protein of 273 amino acids. Gene Ontology annotation, molecular function: protein binding.